AUGUUCUAUGUAUUCUUGUGUUUCAUUUUCUUUUCUCUAACGUCUUCUGAACCAAAUACUAUUGAGAUGUCUCCUACGACGGAUGAUCCAUGGGAUUUGGAUGGUCCUUGCCAGAUUUACGUCGAAGUUAGUAAGCAAUUUCGAAGUGAGUAGGUCUGAGCUUUAAUUCUUGUUUAGAAGUUUGCAAUUGUACAAUCUGAAAUGGUCAGAUGCGCGUCCAAUUGGUCGAUACCACCAAAAGUUUGCACCAAUUGCUUUUCACAGUAUAUCAACUUUAAACAAGUCGAAUGGGAAACGAAAAAUCUGGUGAGCUAUUCUGUGUUCUUCAGAAAAAGGACUUCUUUAUCAUCACAUAUUUUAGAAUCAUGUUUUUUCUUUGGAUAAUCGCACAUGUUCUCAAGUCAUCUAUGAUAACUACCUGCUCUCAUACAGUACCGAUAUUUCGGUGGCUCUCACGCAGAGAAUAUGGGAGCAAUCGAGAUGUGACUGUGAGUUGAAACCAGCUCUCGAAACAUUUAGAAGGAAUCAUAAUGUCCAUUUCAGCUUGCUUGAAAAUAAACUGGGACUUUGAGAAAAAUAGCUCAGGAGUCGUUUUCAACGAUCGAACUCUUCAAUUCCAAGUAUAAGUUCGAACUAUUUAAAUAAUAGAUUCCAGAUUUUCUUUCUAGAUUUUGAAUUGGUUCCUUUGUUUUGGCAAAAUCCGAAAUAUUUGUUCAGAGCAAGCUGUAUGACUGGCGAAAUUGCGUUGUAAACUACACAUCUGGAGAUAUUUUCGAAGACGUCUGUUUGAAUUUUACAUCAUAUUGCUUGAACAUUCCGUUUUGCAGAUUUCCAACGAAACACAGAUUUGCAGUCUGUGCAACAGCACUUUUGAUGAUUUGUUCAAUUUUUACUGGAACAUCUAUAUUGAUCCUACGACCGAUUUUUGCGUAGAUGUUGAAACUACGGUAUAUUCAUAUGGUUUUAUGUGUACUUUUUUUUCGCUUAAUUCAGAUGAACGAUACCCUUCAUUUGUGGAACGACGUUUGGAAAUGCGCAGAGAGGCAAGAUAGGUGAGUCUGUGCCAAGUUUUUUUUUUCCAAAAAGGUAUGCUGAAUUCCAUAUUUUGAAGACAGAAGAUCGAGAAGAUAUUGUAUGAAAAUCUAGUUUCAAGCAUGAAAAUCCUUAAUUCUUUUUAUAGAGAAAAAUUCAAAGUUUUCGGCUUACAGUUUUUUUCAAUCUGAUCUCUUCUUUCUUCAAGUAUUAUAUCGAUGAUAAAAACAAAUCUUCACUGAAAUUACCGAUACUUCAGGAACCGCGAUCUCGUUUCUGUUCUCAUAACACUAUGUGUGUUAUUGGUACUGACCGCGUUAUUUUACACGGCGACCUUCAUUCAAGGAGGAGGAAAAGCACGCAAUCUCAUCAGAUGUGAGUUUUGCUUUUAAUUUAAUGUAUUUCAUUUUAAUGGUGAUUUAGACUCGCGAAUGGCUCCGCCCAGAGGCACGAGGUCGCGACUGCUCACCGGUUCUUCUGAAGCCCAUUUCGGAUCCUCGUAUUCUACAGUUAACACAUUUCCUCCUAUUUCUUCCAGUUAA
Molecule: messenger RNA, 1574 nt
Organism: Caenorhabditis auriculariae
Lineage: Eukaryota; Metazoa; Nematoda; Chromadorea; Rhabditida; Rhabditidae
Source: the annotation of a GenBank genome assembly